Lentinula edodes (shiitake mushroom) is the source of this 321-nucleotide messenger RNA. RefSeq lists its product as uncharacterized. The record is from RefSeq and is a predicted model, not a curated record. Gene Ontology annotation, molecular function: structural constituent of chromatin; protein heterodimerization activity; DNA binding. The annotation marks the transcript as partial. Lineage: Eukaryota; Fungi; Basidiomycota; Agaricomycetes; Agaricales; Omphalotaceae. The transcript is spliced from 3 exons. Gene Ontology annotation, cellular component: nucleosome.
ACUGCCACUGGUGGUGUAAAGAAACCCCAUCGUUUCAGGCCUGGAACCGUCGCUCUUCGUGAAAUCAGACGUUACCAGAAGUCGACUGAGCUGCUCAUCAGGAAGCUGCCUUUCCAACGUCUCGUCCGUGAAAUCGCCCAGGACUUCAAGACCGAUCUUCGUUUCCAGUCGUCCGCCGUCAUGGCCCUUCAGGAGGCAGCUGAGGCCUACCUGGUAUCUCUGUUCGAAGACACCAAUUUGGCUGCCAUUCACGCUAAACGUGUCACCAUCCAGCCCAAAGAUCUUGCCCUUGCUAGGCGUCUUCGCGGAGAGCGCUCUUAA